AUGAAAGGCCAACUACCGCACGAUAUCAAGAAGUUCCAUGAGCAAUACGGCGAUAUUGUCCGCCUGGCUCCAGACGAGCUAUCGUUUGUUGACCCUACCGCUUGGAGGGAUAUCUACCCAAAGAACUUUGUCCGUCCAAACGAGUACAAGGACCAGCCUCCAGGCAAGACUGCAUCAAACUUGAUUGCAUGCACCGAAGAGGAGCAUGCUCGUUUCCGGAGAAUUCUAGCACCAGCGUUCUCGGAGCGAUACACAGCAGCCCAGGAACCUCUAGUGCGUUCGUAUAUCGACAAAUGGAUCUCGAAGCUCGAAACCCGCAUCGCAAACUCGCCGGAAUGCCUAUCAACAGACAUUGACGCUGUGGAGUGGAUCAACUAUUUGGCAUUCGAUAUUAUUGGAGAUCUGGUCUGGGGCUCUUCGUUUGGCUGCCUGAAUGGUCUGACGACCCAUCCAUGGAUCCAGACCGUCAGCCAGUUCAAGGCAGCCACAAUAGUCGUAUCUGCGAAGUUCUACCCUGGGCUAUAUGGAACUCUCAUGGCAAUCACACCAUCUUCUGCAUUAAACGAGGUGAUGGAGAUGUGGCGCAUCACUGAACAGAAGGUUCGUGAAAGGAUUGAUAACGGCUCCAACCGGCCUGAUAUUAUCGGUCAUCUUUUGGAGUCGGAGAAGGAUCCUGCAGCGGAAUCGAUGAGCCGUGAAGAAAUGGAAGUCAACGCAAUGAUGCUGGUGGCUGCGGGCAGCGAAUCGAUUACUACUGUGUUGACUGGACUACUCAACUACCUUCUGCGUAACCCUGGCGACCUGACCGCAAUCGUAGAUGAGAUCCGAACAACUUUCACCUCUGGAGACAUGAUCGUGGGAUCCAAGCUAAAGCAGCUUCCUAUUCUCAACGCUACACUCAGCGAGGGCAUGAGGCUUUGUCCGACCAUCCCCGAUGCGAUGCGUCGCAAUGUUCCACCUGGAGGAGGCAUUGUUGCUGGCCAUGCCCUGCCUGCAGGCACAGUGGUCUCGAUUCCGCCAUGGGCUACCUACAGAGCCCAGCGAAACUUUGGCGAGCCGGAGCGCUUCUUGCCUGCGCGUUGGCUCAGUGAUGCAAAGAGCGGCUCGCGAGAUAACAAGGCUGCCUUCAACCCAUUCUCACUUGGCCCUCACAAUUGCCCUGCGCAGAAUUUGGCCUGGCUUGAGCUGCGUUUGAUCCUGGCGAAACUCUUGUGGACUUAUGAUGUGACUGUUCCGCCGGGAACCGAUCUGCCACGGUGGGACGAGCAGGGCAUCUGGUGGUUCUGGGACAAGCAACCCACUAACAUCCGUUUGAGCCGUAGGAUUUGA
This is a messenger RNA of Pestalotiopsis fici W106-1, 1329 nucleotides long. RefSeq lists its product as uncharacterized. The transcript has a single exon. NCBI's taxonomy places the organism in Eukaryota, Fungi, Ascomycota, Sordariomycetes, Amphisphaeriales, Sporocadaceae. Bases 1 to 1329 code for a protein of 442 amino acids. The record is from RefSeq and is a predicted model, not a curated record. Gene Ontology annotation, molecular function: heme binding; iron ion binding; oxidoreductase activity, acting on paired donors, with incorporation or reduction of molecular oxygen.